CCACAACGCGGCCAUUUUCGACAGGGUUAGUGGUCUUGUGAACUCAAGAGUUUGCUGGAUAAACAUAUAGAUUUCCAUCUACUUUUUAUCGCUGAAUAACUGAUAUCAGAAGCGAAAGGAAAGAUGAUGGAAGAGAGUGGAAUAGAAACCACACCGCCAACUACUCCUCCACCUCCCCCCAGUGUGGCAUCCGCAGUCAGCCCACCUCCCUUGACCAUCGGUCUGACCAGCCCCAUGUCCCUCCCCAGCACCACCGGCGGCAUCUCCACCUUCUCCAUGGAGAGCUUCUCCUCCCCCACCCCGAUGCCUCCGAUGGGGGCGAUGAUGACGGCGUCCUCCCCCCUGCCCCCGGUUCAGCCCUCGCUCGGCCCCCCCUUCAGCAGCCCCAUGUCCACGGCCUCCUCCGUCCCGCCGCCCGCCAUGGGCGUCCCGUACACCAGCCCCAUGGUGCCGUUCUCCUCGCCCUCGGUGCCGUUCUCCUCGCCCUCGGUGCCGUUCUCCUCGUCCUCGGUGCCGUUCUCCUCGUCCUCGGUCCCUCCGCCGCCCAUCGGCACGGCCCCCCCUAUGGCGGGUCCCCCCACCGCCGGCUUCAGCAUGAGCGCAGGAUAUGACAUCACGAGAGGGCAUGCCGGCCGGACGCCGCAGACACCCCUCAUGCCCAGCUUCUCCAACGCUCCUCCAGUGCCAGGGGUCAUCACCAAUCCCAUGAUGCAGCAGCCGGCCAUGUCCGGAGGCCUGGAGGUGGUGUCUCCCAUCACGUUCCCCGAGGAUCAGGAGGACCCUCGCACGGUCCAGAUGAGCAACCCUGGAGGCGGAAUCUGGGGCUUCAUCAAGGGAGUGGCAGGGAACCCCAUGGUUAAGACGGUCCUGGACAAGACGAAGCACUCCGUGGAGUCCAUGAUCACCACGCUGGAUCCGGGCAUGGCUCCCUACAUCAAGUCUGGUGGUGACGUGGACAUCGUGGUGACCUCGGAUAAAGAGGUGAAGGUCGGGGCAGUGCGCGACGCCUUCCAGGAGGUGUUUGGCAUGGCCAUGGUGACCGGCGAGGCGGGACAGUCCAACAUCGCCCCUCAGCCCGUCGGCUACGCCGCCGGAGUCAAGGGGGCCCAGGAGCGCAUUGACAGUCUCCGCCGCGCCGGCAUCAUUCACGAGAAACAGCCGGUGGUCUCCGUGGAGAACUUCAUCGCCGAGCUCUUUCCAGACAAGUGGUUUGACAUUGGCUGUCUGAUCCUGGACGAUCCGGGCAACGGCGUGCACAUCGAGACGUUCACCCAGGCCACCCCCGUCGCCCUGGAACACGUCCAGCAGGCCCAGUCCCAGACCCCUCCAGACUACAGCCUGCGCUGGUCGGGUCUGCUGGUGACGGUGGGCGAGGUUCUGGAGCGGAACUUGCCUCACGUGAGUCGGACUGACUGGCACCAGGCCUUCACGGGCAUGUCUCGGCGCCAGAUGAUCUUCGGUGCCGCCAAGGCCCUGGCGGGCAUGUACAAGCAGCGGCUGCCCCCCAGGACAAUGUGAUGCCAGCCUGCGGAGCACCCCACAGCACCCCAGAUCCGUGCCAUGCCGAGGGAAGGGGUGGGCAGGAGCUACCAGCAGACUGUCACAGCUAAGGACCCAGUGAGCCCUUAAUGCCCUCCCGUGUGGGUAGUGCCCGUCGGGCAUGCCCAAACGUACCUUAACGUGUCAAGAGUUUUUUUUUUUUUUUUUUUUGUGAUCACUCGCGAUGCGAUGAAAAGAUGCGACAUUCCAUGAGAUAUUUUUUUUGUACCUCUUGACAAAGUUGGACGAUGUUGUUUCUUGUAGAAUCCUGCCAAAAAAAAGAGAGGUCCCUGGACAACCUAACAGCAAGAUGCCAUUUGAAUGGACACAUUUUGUUUUUUUCCUCUCGGUUUGUUUAUCUUUUCCUCGUCUGCUUAGUUUUUUAUUGCUUUAUUGGCUCGUUGUUAAGGGGAAUGGACCAUCAGAGGGACAAACUGGACAAAUGCGGCUGUUUAAAUUAUUAAUUGUGAACUAAAUCCAAAACAAUUCGUACGAGUUACAUGAAAUUAUAAGAACAUAUUGAUUGCAAGUGUUUAACUACCAUUGCGUUGUGAUUCUAUUGAAAUGCAGUAUGCAUCCACCCACGUUUGGAAACAGACCAUAGAACUGCAUUUGCUACAUCCAGACAAACCUAUUUCAUAUGUAGACAUCAUCUCAGAGAAAAACCCUGACCUAUUUGCAGUCUUCAACGCUUUAAAUCUCAGUCGACAUGGCCAGUACUUAUUAAACAAGGUCACCCCAGAACUGUCCAACUUUCUGCUCACACCUAUCAGCAAAGGUCAGCUUAUCUGAGUUCCACUGCCAGUCGGCCCCUCGUGCAUUUGUAGCGCAUCUUGAGAAUAUACAUCUCGUAAAAGCCUGCUAAAGUCACUCCUAGCAGAUUUACAUUCUGCUAUAUAGUCUUGCAAGCACAAAGGGAGGUCUUACGUAGAGUGUGUUCAGGUAGCCUGUUCGGUCAUCCAAUCAUCUUUAUUUAUUCCACACAACCUGGCGUUCAUUGAGAAUCUCCAGGCAAUGCUGUGGCAUUUCAAAACUGUUAUUAACUUUCUUUUCCCAGCUCAAGGGAAAGAGAUAUAUUCAAACCAGAUCCUGGAGCUGAUCUGUAAUCUGUGCACAGACUUUAAAAGCCUUAAACACUUACUUUCUGUUUUAUGUUCAUGUUUAUUCUCUUGGUCUGUAAACUUGAAGUUAUGGUCCAGCGUGUAUGCAUUUCUCUGUGUGAAAGUCACUGCUUGGAAAUGAAGGUCAGUGAAUGUGGAAGUCUUUCAAAGUUCCCUUAUCGAAUGAUGGCGGUAUGAUUACGGUUCCACAACUAUAAUUGUUGCUCUGAAAAUGAGGGAAGUCAAAUGCUUUUUUUAGUCUAUUUUGCUAAAGUAGCAUAUUCCAAUUCUAUACCUGUAUCUCUUUGUGUGUGUGUGUGUGUGUGUGUGUGUGUGUGUGUGUGUGUGUGUGUGUGUACUGUAUGUGUGUGUGUGUGUGUGUCUGUGUUUGAGUCUAACAUCAAUCUCAUGUUGGGUGCAGCUCUGACUGACAAAAAGAAUAAUGCAAAAAGAUGAACUGUUUGAGAUGUCUGUAUUAGUGUCAAAAUAAUGGAUUAUGCUAAAAAAAAGAGAACAUUUUAAAGUGUUUUUUAAGAGUAAUAGUAUGACUUCAUGUUCCAGGAACAGAUACGUAACUGAAGUUUAUUGCCUUGAGCUAAUUUAAUCAAGCUUUAUUUUCAGUUUCUGUUAUGAUCAUUUUUAAGAGAGAAACACUUUGAUUUGUAUCUCCUAGAUGUGCCUUUUGUCAUAUGGAGAGUAAAAUC
Messenger RNA from Sardina pilchardus (European sardine), 3343 nucleotides. RefSeq names its product proline-rich coiled-coil 1 (gene prrc1). Gene Ontology annotation, biological process: activation of protein kinase A activity. The coding region runs from base 124 to 1518 and encodes 464 amino acids. The transcript is spliced from 9 exons. The record is from RefSeq and is a predicted model, not a curated record. Gene Ontology annotation, cellular component: cytoplasm. Gene Ontology annotation, molecular function: protein kinase A regulatory subunit binding. NCBI's taxonomy places the organism in Eukaryota, Metazoa, Chordata, Actinopteri, Clupeiformes, Clupeidae.